AUGACACGAUUCAGACCCUGCAUAGACCUUCACGCAGGCCAAGUCAAGCAGAUUGUUGGCGGGACUCUUGACAGCACAUCAGCAGCGCUGCAAACAAACUACGUCUCUCAACACCCCCCUGCUCACUUUGCUCAGCUCUACCGAGACAAUGAGCUUACUGGUGCACAUGUCAUUAUGCUAGGCCCAGGCAAUGACGGGCCUGCUAAAGAGGCCCUCCAAGCGUGGCCUGGAGGCCUUCAGGUUGGGGGUGGCAUCAAUGACAAGAACGCAAAGGAAUGGAUGGAUGCGGGAGCGGAGAAGGUCAUCAUUACUUCUUACCUUUUCCCAGAGGGCCGGUUUAGUCAAGAGAGGCUAGAUGCGGUAUUGCAGGCUCUUGGCGGCGACAAGAACAAGCUUGUUAUUGACCUGAGCUGUCGUCGUCGCGGAGAAGAUUCCUGGUUCGUUGCUAUGAACAAAUGGCAGACACUCACGGAUAUGGAAGUCAACCAAGAAUCUAUCAAAUCGCUGGAGCCCUACUGCUCGGAGUUCUUAAUUCAUGCCGCAGAUAACGAGGGCCUUCAAAAAGGAGUUGACGAAAAGCUUGUGGAACGACUCUCUCAGUGGUGCUCGAUUCCUGUGACUUACGCAGGAGGUGGUAGACACCUCAAGGAUUUGGAGAAUGUCAAGAAACUCAGUAACAGCAAGGUGGAUCUCACUAUCGGAAGUGCUUUAGACUGCUUUGGGGGUUCGGGUGUCAAGUUUGAUGAUUGCGUUGCCUGGAACAGGAAGCAAGACAACUAG
Molecule: messenger RNA, 780 nt
Organism: Fusarium sp. VM40
Lineage: Eukaryota; Fungi; Ascomycota; Sordariomycetes; Hypocreales; Nectriaceae
Source: the annotation of a GenBank genome assembly